Molecule: messenger RNA, 148 nt
Organism: Cetraspora pellucida
Lineage: Eukaryota; Fungi; Glomeromycota; Glomeromycetes; Diversisporales; Gigasporaceae
Source: the annotation of a GenBank genome assembly
GUGUGGAAAUGAGUGUGAAAAUGCCAGUUCCCAAAAAGUAUUUCCUAUAGGAGAACAAAAGGUUGAUGAUCCAACACAGGAAGAUAUUUAUAUGUACAUUGAUUCAGAUAUGCGUGAUAUUUCAGGAAGCACUUUCGAAGUCAUGUAA